Cinclus cinclus is the source of this 1227-nucleotide messenger RNA. RefSeq names its product Indian hedgehog signaling molecule (gene IHH). NCBI's taxonomy places the organism in Eukaryota, Metazoa, Chordata, Aves, Passeriformes, Cinclidae. The record is from RefSeq and is a predicted model, not a curated record. The transcript is spliced from 3 exons. Gene Ontology annotation, molecular function: calcium ion binding; patched binding. Bases 1 to 1227 code for a protein of 408 amino acids. Gene Ontology annotation, biological process: smoothened signaling pathway; cell fate specification; cell-cell signaling.
AUGAAGCCGGCGCGGCUGCUGCUGCUGCUGAGCGGGUGCGCGCUGCUGCUGGCGCCGGCCGUGCGCGCCUGCGGGCCGGGCAGGGUGGUGGGCAGCCGCCGCCGCCCGCCCCGCAAGCUCAUCCCGCUCGCCUACAAGCAGUUCAGCCCCAACGUCCCCGAGAAGACGCUGGGGGCUAGCGGCCGCUACGAGGGCAAGAUCGCGCGUAACUCGGAGCGCUUCAAGGAGCUGACGCCCAACUACAACCCCGACAUCAUCUUCAAGGACGAGGAGAACACUGGCGCCGACCGGCUCAUGACCCAGCGCUGCAAGGACCGCUUGAACUCCCUGGCCAUCUCUGUCAUGAAUCAGUGGCCAGGGGUGAAGCUAAGGGUGACAGAAGGCUGGGAUGAGGAUGGGCACCACUCAGAAGAGUCCCUACAUUAUGAGGGCCGAGCUGUGGACAUCACAACCUCAGACAGGGACCGCAACAAGUACGGCAUGCUGGCUCGCCUGGCCGUUGAGGCUGGCUUCGACUGGGUCUACUAUGAGUCCAAGGCACACAUCCACUGCUCUGUCAAGUCAGAGCACUCAGCCGCUGCGAAGACGGGGGGCUGCUUUCCUGGGCGGGCACUGGCAACGCUGGAGGACGGUGCCCAGACGCCACUGUGGGCACUGCGCCCAGGCCAGCGAGUGCUGGCAAUGGACGGGGCAGGCAGGCCCACCUACAGUGACUUCUUGGCUUUCCUGGACAAGGAGCCCCGUGCCCUCACCACCUUCCACGUCAUCGAGACACAGGAGCCACCCCGGCGCCUGGUCCUGACUCCCACCCACCUGCUCUUUGUGGCAGAGAAUGCUUCAGCGCCCACUGCCCACUUCCGUCCCAUCUUUGCCAGCCUUGUGCACCCGGGACAUUUUGUGCUGGUGGUGGCUGGGGGGGGCAGCUUGCAGCCUGCUGAAGUGGUGCGGGUGUGGGACCGGAGAGAUGUGGGAGCCUAUGCCCCACUGACACGCCAUGGGACACUGGUGGUGGACGGCGUGGUGGCCUCGUGCUUUGCUCUGGUGCAGGAGCAACAGCUGGCACAGCUGGCCUUCUGGCCACUUCGGCUCUACCACAGCCUGGUGGGGUGGCCAGGGGUUCAGGGAGAUGGUGUGCACUGGUACUCAGGGCUGCUUUACCGCCUGGGCAGGCUGCUCCUGCCCCCUGACAGCUUCCACCCACUGGGGAUAUCCCAAGCAGAGAGCUGA